CUCUCUCUCUUUCUCGCUCGCUCUGCACGCGCCUCUCAUCCAUCCUGUCCCUCGCGCGACAACAGCUCUCCUCCAACCAGCCAGCCGCCGCACGCGCUCCCCACUCUGGUUUAAGCUAACAGGCUAACGGAGGACGGCGGCUCUUCUUGCUAGCCGUUUUUGAAACGUUCCGGUUGCGGCGGCGAGGGUUUUUCUUCCCCCCCCCCCCGGUUUUUGUGAUGCGCAGACGUGGUUCUCGCUGAGCACCGGACCGUCUCUCGCUCCUCUUCCCUCCUCCGGCUGACCGGGAGCCGCCAUGGAGUGCCGCGUCCUGUCCAUUCAGAGCCAUGUAGUCCGGGGAUACGUGGGCAACAAGAGCGCCUCUUUCCCGUUACAGGUUUUAGGGUUUGAGGUGGAUUCGAUCAACUCGGUCCAGUUCUCCAACCACACAGGUUAUUCCCAUUGGAAGGGUCAGGUGUUGACAGCAGAUGAGCUCCACGUUCUUUAUGAGGGAAUCAAACUGAACAACGUGCACCACUACGACUAUGUUUUAACAGGGUAUACCAGAGACACGUCCUUCUUGGAGAUGGUGGUGGACAUUGUUCAGGAGCUAAAGAGAGCCAACCCCAACCUGGUUUAUGUUUGUGAUCCUGUCCUCGGCGAUCAUGGAUCUAUGUAUGUUCCUCAGAAUCUUUACCCGGUUUAUAAGAACAAGGUGGUUCCUGUUGCUGACAUCAUUACUCCCAACCAGUUUGAAGCUGAGCUGUUGACAGGGAAAAACAUCAGCACAGAGAAAGAUGCUGUAGAGGUAAUGGAUCUUCUCCACGCUAUGGGCCCAGACACAGUGGUCAUUACCUCCUCUGAUCUGCCCUCCAGACUGGGAGAUCGUUUCCUCGUGUCACUGGGCAGCCAGCGUCACGUUCGUCCAGACGGCAGCAGGACGACACAGAGAGUUCGAAUAGAAGUUCCCAAAGUGGACGCCGUCUUCGUAGGAACUGGAGAUUUGUUUGCUGCUAUGCUGCUAGCGUGGACACAUCACUAUCCCAAUGACCUAAAGACGGCCUGUGAGAAGACUUUUUCAGUGAUGCACCAUGUUAUCCAGAGGACCAUAUCUUAUGCUCAUGAGUUGGCAGGUCCUGGUCGGAGGCCCAGUCCCCCCCAGCUGGAGCUGAGGAUGGUCCAAAGUAAAGCUGACAUAGAAGACCCUGCUAUAGUUACGGAGGCCACAGUCAUAUCGUAACAUUACCCACCCCUAAGACUCAUACUAACCUUCACCCAUAAAUCUCUCAAGUCCUGUAUCUCGGUAAAUCUCUCAUCACUGUAAACCUUGACUGUCAUUGCAGAGCUCCAACAUCAUCCAGACUCCUGAAACACCUUAGUAUUGUAACCCCUUUAAGUCCUCAGUGUCCUGAACCCUGAAUCAAACCCUCAACCUGUAACUCCCACAACCUUUUACCCGAACCCUCUUCUGGAACCAGAGCCAUGGAUAGACAGGAAGUUUGGUCAGGCUGGUCGUCGACUGCGUAUUUUAACAGGACAGUGAGUUGAAUUCACCGGCUCUGCAGGGUUUCAGUAAGUUUCACUCUCAAGAUUGCUCUGAUGCUAAUUCCAUAAGCACAAUGCCUAAAAUGUAACAUGUUAAUGAAAAAUAUGAGGGUUCAGUCAGCCGCACUGUAGAGAAAUUCACUUAGGAGUUGUUAAUUUCACGUUUGGGAAAAACUGAUGUCAUAUUUGAUAAAGUAAACAUGAAUUAGUAGCAGUUAGCCAAGGAAAGUCUACAUGUUAUCUGUAGAUUACUUGUUCCACAGUGCACUGAUUUCACUCUACUUGCAGCCUUAUUUGCCCAAAUGAAUUCUAAAUCAACAUAAAGAAAAAAAACAUUAGCCUUCCUGCUGGUAGCUGCAGAUCACAUGUACGUCACAAAAUCCAAGAUCUAAAGUAGGAUUUGGAAAGAAAACACUACAAUGUGCUUUAUUUGGCAAAAAAGUUAUCCAAAAUCUAAACCAUAUCAGUUCCUGCUCCAAAACUCUACCUCCAAGUUCCUAAAUUUAAACUACAUUUUCGCUCUAUUACUGCCACUCCAUUUUAUUUCACCUGUUGUAGGGUUGCAGGCCACUCUGGUGGUACUCUGUUGAUCAAACCCUGUCAAUCUAUGGCUCUGCUCACCACUAUCUGGACCCCCUCCCUGUCUUACAGCAGUGAUGUAAUGGUGACCAGGUCUAACCCCCCCAAAACCCCCCGAAAAUAGAACAAAGGAAAAACAAAACAAACAAAAAAAAAAACGCACAAUGUAUAGUUGAUGUAUAGAUGUUGUACUAUAACUGUAUUGGACCAUCUGUAUGAUAUCUUCUAUCUGAUCUGUCUCUUGGACCAUUGUGUUGAUGCUACUGUACUAUAGACCACACGCACUACAAUAUCACUCAAACCAGAGACGUCUGGGCUGGUUCUGGUUCUACUGGAGGCGUCAGUGGCUCCAGAUAUUGUCAAUGUUAGUCCAAUAGUCUUAGCGCAUAGUUGAACCUCCUUCAUCCAAACAUAAAGAAAAACAGACAACCGGAGCCGCCUGAGCUGCCGAUUUUACCAACAGAAGACCAAACAGAAGUCGGUUCCCCUCAGUGCCAGAACCAGCCCACAUCCUGCCGGGCGGUAUCGGCCCAGCUCUGGCCCAGAACCAUAUAUCAGAGAGUUGUGCCACUGAAUUCACUGGAGGCCUCGAGAAGUUGCGACGGUUCCCCCACAUCUAGUAGCAGCUCUGUUAGUUUUAUUUUUAAUGUCUUUUGGUUCACUUCACGCUCUACUGUGGCAACAGAAACAGAAGUGAUGCCAGGAGGUCCAAUUUCAACAUGAUGCCAUUAGUUUAAUCUUUAAAUUAAAUCUUAAAUUACACAUCCGAAGUAUUAGCUUGGUAAACUCAUGCAAUUCAUUUCUUUUUUAGUUUUUUAUUAGUACCUGUAUUAGUUUUUAAAAAUGCAUUAUAUUACAAUUUAUCAAGGCCAAGUUAACCUCUUUAAACUGCAUAUUUUUAACAAAUAAAAGCCCAAAACCCAAAGAUGUUGAAUUUGCAGUGAUAGAAAAUCCUCACGUUUGAAAAUGCAGAACCAAUAUAUGAUGCUAGCAUGUUCCAGCUAGCAUAACUUAUACAUUUAAUAAUGUUUUUAAGUUUUAAUCCAAUCUAAUAUUACGUUUUAAAGAUAUUUAGCAUUUCAAAUAAUGUUCCCAUAGCAUCAAAACUUAAAGAGGAUGUUUGAAAGGUGGUUAUCAGGACUACAGAUUAUGUUAGAUGACAACAAAUUGAGAAUGUUCUUGAAACAACAUACAAAUAAUAUUCUCACAGUGUUAGCUAGGCUUCAGGUGAUUCAGUAAAAAGCAACUAGAGGCCUCUUCAGUUGUUACGAAAAAGCUUCUUGGAUGAACAUGAAACGUCACCAAGAACCUAAAACUAAAAAGACCAAUUGUUUUUUUUUACCAAAGCUCCAAAGACUGCCAGGACCUGGAUGACUGAGAAUCUGAUUGAUUUAGAUUUUUAUAGAAUGUUCUGUGAUGUGAUAUAUUUAGAAAGGCAGAACAUUAUACCUCAUCUUCUUAAUGGGGUAUAACAUUAUAGGAACAUCCUAGGAUGUUCUCAGUGCUCAAACAUUUGGUCCUUCCUACCUCUAAGAACAACAUUCCAGCUGGAAACAUUACUAGAACUUUGCUGAAUUUUCUCAGAGUGCUUUUAGAACCAGAAGAAAUCCAGCUGGGAUUUACCAAACUUCUGAAAACCUUAUUAUUGUUCUAACCGUGGAAAGAUUUCAGGAAAUCUUGCCCCCUAAUGGGGCAACUGUUGGGUUUUUCCCUGCAAUACUGCGUUAACAUUACUAUGAGCUGUUUUCCAGUUCUGGAACAAUAAGGUGGUUUUGAGACGCAUAUUUUAUCCUGUAAAAAAUGUUGGCAAAUCAGAGAUUGUCGAGCAUAAAUUGUUCUAAAAAUGUGAUAAUUUGAGAUGGAAUAACUAUCUUUGGCUAACUUAACAAACUUCUAUUGUUGGAUUCCGUCAUGCUUGUACAACUAAAGUUAGGUCCAGUAACUUUUAUCUGUUCUUGUUUUGGUAAAGUUGAAGUUUAUGUUGCAGUCGAAGCUGUCAGAUUCUACACCACAACAGAGCCAUGAAAUGACGUGCUGUGAUCUGACGUUAAAUAAUUAAAAUUGAAUUGCAUGAAUCUACCAAACCAACCUAACUUGCUACCUUCAAAAAGUCGUGAUACUUUCCUGAAGGUUUCUAAUUGAUAUACUGGUAAAAGGUCAAUCUAAAAUCUUCAUUUGCCACAAAGUGCUGUUCCUAAAAAUCUUGAAUAACACUGUAAGUUUGCUGCCCUGGCAUUGAGUUUACUGGUGUGUUUUCCACAGUAGAGCGUGAUGAGAAAGAGGCGAUGAGAUGUUAACACGCGACGGUGGUCAUGAGCCGAUUUCAAACCAACAACGUCGCAGGAACUUGGCAUGUGCCUUAAGCCCGCUGCGCUACCAGGGCACCACGGGAAAAAUGAGAUUUUAACAUUUUUAAUUUACCUCCAGGACCUUUUUUUCACCUUGUGGUGUCUUAGUUUUAAUAUUAAUUAAUCUUUUUACAGAGAAAACGUUUGGAUAGUGUAAAACCAAACAUGCAGAGGCUGAAAAAAAAAUAAUACUGAAGUCCAGACACCAUCAGUGUCCCACCUGAGCUGGAUGUAAGGUUCUGGGCAGACCAGUGUAAUUCUGUACUGCUGUUGUUUCUCUAUGGACUGUACUGUGAUACUGCCUUAGGAACCUAACGUCAUAACAUCACAUACUGCUCACCGAGGGAGGUGGAGAGGGAGGACGAGGGGGAGAGAAGGAAACAUGAGGUGUCUUACAUGUUUUUAGCUUCAAAUUUCUCUUUUAAAGUGCAAAACAAGUGACAAAAAAUAAGAUUGUGUUUGCUUUUCUCUUUGCAUUUCGAAAAAAUUGGUGCAAAUAAUUUUUUCCAUUAUUUCUUUGUUGCAGUGGACUAAUUAGUUGUUUUGAUUCAUAAAAUGACAGAAAACUAACAAUUUUCAACCAUAUACAAUACAGACAAGCAGCAAAUUUUUCAUGUUUUUGUUUGAUAAAUGACAAAAUUUGCCAAAAAAAAGACACUAAGGUCGUCUGAAUACACCUCUCGGACUGAUGUGGGGAGAAAAGAGGCUCAUUUUUAAAAACCUCAACAGCUGAUAUUGAAUUUUUUUUUGUACUCGUACGGUUAUAUUGUGCCGCUGUAGCACUGAUUGUCAUAUCAGUAACAGACUUGCUGCGUCUGUGCAUUUGGCCAACCAGCUCUCAGCUCUGCUAUAAUCAACACGUGCAUUAUCCAAUCCUCCGCUUCCUGCUAAACAAAACCAGUACUGUCGGGUCGAAACGUGUCUACCUGUUGUGUCUGUGCGUGUAGUGUGUUGGAGAGAGUGAUUGUGUAAAUACAUAUAUAUAUAUAUUAAUGUCCUUUAUGGUCACAGGGUUUUGUGUGUAUGUGUGCGCAUGUGAAGUGAAAGAGCAAAUCCCUGAAAACAAACAUGUGGGAGGAGGGUUAAAAUAAAAACAGAAGAACGUUAGGAGUGGAGGGGAGGUGAGGUGUGUUCAAGAGGACAAUCAUUCUGUGAGGUUUUGCAGCAUUUUAGACGAACACUGGACUGAAUCCUAAAUGUUUCCUUGAUGCCUCACCUCGCCGCCUCCUCUUUCUCCUCGUCCUUUCAUCCACAUCCAUCCUUUGAAUCCACCGACAUCCCUGCAGUUGUUGUGUCUGUAUCGCUAGUUUUUGAACCUUUAGCCUCGCAGUGUGUGUGUUUGUGUGUUAGAUGUACUGUACCCCGACUUACCCCCAUAUUUCUCUGGUAGAUCUACUGUCCCUGCUUUGUCCUUCUCUGGUCCCUGCUGGUUCCACCCUGCCUCACCCUGCUAAAUUUACCUGCAAUGCGUUUAAAAAAAAACAAAAAAAGGAACUGCUCUUAUCCAACCUGCUUUCAGUAACUCUUCCUCCAGUCUAACUGCUUCACCACAUCUGGGUUCAGCUGCAUCAGCUCUUCUUUUGCAGUUUACUUUAAGGAAUGUCUUGGCUAGUUAAGGUUUUAGGAAUAAUUAAAUCAUUUGGUGGAAAACAUCUGGAGCAGCAUCCAGGCAAAAGCAAUCUAUGUCAACAUCAGAAUCUUCAAGGGUUGAUCAGUUAGAGAAAACUGAUUUAAGCUUGACUGCCAUCCCCAUCAAAGUAUCCCCCUUGUGCAGCCAUACUCUGCUCCCAGUGCUCCUGCAACGCUUGCAACGCUACCUGGAAGUCCAAUUAUGCAAACAUGUAAAGCUGUAUCUCCAAAACUGACAAAAUUGUGACUUUUCAAUUUGAAUUUUACGAGAUAAAUAUAGAAGUCUUGCUGUUGUGGCCAAAAAAUAUGUGUAUAAUCUCAGAGCACUCAUAUGCUAUUGCAUCAUGGUUGGUGUUGUUUCCGUGUGACGUUACAAUAUAUGGGGAUUAUUUCAUAGUUCACAACUACGUGAAUGCUGACGCCACCAACAAGCACGUUCACAGCUUGCUUCUUACCUGACGCACCCUGUACGUCUUUGGAAACUGCAGCUUUCCACUGUUAAACUGCGGUUUCUUCUUCUGAUGGUAGCUGCAGACCCACGUCUAGUCAUCCUCCUAUAUGAAGGUUGGAUCAUCCAGUGGCCUUUUUACACCAAAUGUAAUGUUUUCUUCUUGGAUUUAGUGUUGAGCACCAUUGGAAAAUUGCAAAUUAACACCUACUUGUGGUCACAAAAGCAUCUGUAACACAGAUCCAGAUGUUGAUAGUGGGAAAGCCCAACUCACUACAGUAACUGCUUGCACGUUGCACCACAAACAGUCUCAGAACUUUUUGAUGAACCCUCCUGAGUUUAAAAUAAAUAUAUUUUAAAUAUUCUAAAUUAUGUAUUAAACUUAAAUACUAAAGUAUGUCUAGUCACAGCCAAUUAAAUGCGAUCAAACUUAAAAUCUUGACAGAGAUGAGUCAAUUUAUUCUGUCAAAUUUGACAAUAUCAGUAUCAAAAUCUAAUCAUAGCUAAGAUUUGAAGCUAAUUUUGACAAUUGUUUUUUAAACAUGAGGUGCUUUUAUGUGAAAUAAAAUGUAUUAAAUUUGUCACAGUGAACAAAUGAAUGAAAUUGAUGAUGGUUCAGCUCCAUUAGGUUUCCCAGUAAUCUCAAAAGAUCUAAUCCUAAUGCGAACCAAACCAGCUCUAAAUGGUCUGGCUGAUCUCGUUACCUUCCAGUCCCUGUUAAUUUAUAUCUUGCAUUCAGUGGAAAUGCAGUUGCAGCAGGUCUUGUAGCCCUUUUCCAAUAAAGAAAGCAAAUAGUAAUGCUAAAAAAAAGGCUGGUUUGAUGCAGCUAAAUUGUGUGAUUAAUGCUCUUAAUUGAAGCAAUAAACAAAAACCUUUAAACACUAAAAACAGCUGCCAGGUCUGAAAAGUAGAGAUGUGCUCAUGAUUGCGUGUUUUUAGGAUUAACCGGACAUCAGAUGAACCUCUGUCUGUAAUUUAAAGGGUUAAAGGACCGUCUCACGUGGCUUUGCUCGUCCAUGCUUUCACACCUCCUCUACCUGCCGCGAUAGGCCCCGCCCCCUCCCCUCUUCCCUCUCCGUUUGGUUACAAAAUGGCCACCACUAGAACCUGCACCAGCCCGCGGUCCUCUCCUCCCGAUCGACGGUUUCCAUCACCUCCACCAUCUUGCUUUUUGUUUGUUUUUUCUGUUCUCGGUGGCCAAAACAAAAACACAAAACAAAAACGAGGAAAUGUACUAAUCAUUGUUUGGUAACUGUUUUUAGUGCUAUGUUUUUGGAGCGUUACGAGUAUUUUCUAACAUGUUACAAUAAAAGAUUGUAGUGUACAAAUUCACAUUUAUAAAAUAUAUAUAUAUAGAUAUAUAUGAGAAAUGUAUGUUCUAAUGCAAUAAAGAGAGAUUAAGAAUUAUGAAAA
Amphiprion ocellaris (clown anemonefish) is the source of this 7941-nucleotide messenger RNA. It is a transcript of the gene pdxkb, whose product is annotated as pyridoxal (pyridoxine, vitamin B6) kinase b. The record is from RefSeq and is a predicted model, not a curated record. Gene Ontology annotation, biological process: pyridoxal 5'-phosphate salvage. Bases 296 to 1219 code for a protein of 307 amino acids. The transcript is spliced from 11 exons. Gene Ontology annotation, molecular function: pyridoxal kinase activity. NCBI's taxonomy places the organism in Eukaryota, Metazoa, Chordata, Actinopteri, Pomacentridae. Gene Ontology annotation, cellular component: cytosol.